Molecule: messenger RNA, 982 nt
Organism: Racocetra fulgida
Lineage: Eukaryota; Fungi; Glomeromycota; Glomeromycetes; Diversisporales; Gigasporaceae
Source: the annotation of a GenBank genome assembly
UACUAAUACUAAUGAUAUUCUUAUUCCUAAAAAAAGAAACACUUUUUCUACUUUUGGGAAAGCUCGUGCCUUUGUAGAAAAGUAUGCAGCACAAACCAAUAUUGUUACAAUUUUGGGAAGGACAACCAGAAAUUCGGAAGGUAAUGGUUAUAGACAGGCAUUUUUCGUUUGCGAGAAACAGUGGAGCUAUAAUGAAAAAAAUGAGGCAUAUACUACUAAGCGAAUAGGUUGUCAGUUUGUUAUCAGACUAAAUUAUCGUAAGCACUUAAAGGAAUUCGCUAUAACCAAAUUAUGCUUGGAGCAUAAUCAUGUUAUUUAUCCUGAUGCUAGAAAGUUCAGUAUCAAUAUGCGUAAAAUGGAUCAGAAUGAGCUAGGCACAAUUAAAGAUCUUCACAAUAAGGGACUUCGAACAAAAGACAUUUAUACUGUUUUAGCAUCUGUGAGCUCGAAGUAUGUAUAUAAACGUGACGUUUAUAAUGCUGUUGGUCAUCAACAUCAACAAAAAUUGCAAGGGCUAAAUGAUAUUGAGAUGCUGUUUAAAACUUUAGAACAUGAUGAAAAUAUUAUUGCAAGUAUUGCUACUAAACCUGCAUAUAAUGAUGAAUGUGAUCAAGAUGGAUCAUUUAUUCAAGCAAUCUUCUGGGCUCAUCAAAAUGCAUUUUCUGAAUUUGCAGUAGUGAAAGAUGUUUUGGUUGUUGAUGCAAUAGGCAUUGGUAUUAAUGAAUUUAUUCGGGCUUUUCAGAAACUUGUAUAUGAUGAUCUUUCAGAAGAUCAAACUGAACAAAAAAUUACAGAUCUAUGGUUACGUUUUCCAAGUGCAAAAAAGUAUAUAUGCGAAACAUGGAUGCCGCAUAAAGAAAGUUUGCUUGCAAUACACACAAAAGGAAAUAUGAAUCUUGAUAUCAGGUCAAGCCAGCGCGUUGAAAGCCUGCAUAGCCAAUUAAAAAGUGUUGAAAGUCGUAUUACUCCAAUUGAUAGGUAG